AUGAGCACACCAGCGUCAUCGCGGACGAAACCGGCAGCGGCAGCGCAACACUUCUUCUUUGGCCUUGGGUCUGGCGUGGCAUCGGCCGUCCUGCUGCAGCCGCUGGAUCUGCUCAAGACGCGGACGCAGCAGUCGGGACACCAUCCCUCAUCGCUGCUGAGCUACUGGCGGGAGCUCAGGCAGUCGCCGCAGCCGAUCCGCGCGUUCUGGAGAGGGACGCUGCCCUCGUCCCUCCGCACGGGGUUCGGGUCAGCCCUGUAUUUCUCAUCGCUCAACUCCAUCCGCCAGUUCCUCCAAAAGUCCAAUGCGUUCAGCCAGAGGAUCCAUGCCACCAGCGCCUCGUCGAGCCUGCCCACGCUGACGCCCACGGCCAACCUGGUUGCGGGAGCCGUGGCACGGACGUGGGCGGGCUUUGUCAUGAUGCCUCUGACGGUCAUCAAGGUCCGCUUCGAGUCGAGCCUGUACUCGUACCCGUCCAUGUGGGCCGCCGUGAGGGACAUCCACCGCAGCCAUGGGCUCAGAGGCUUCUUCUCGGGCUUUGGCGCCACCGCGAUCCGCGACGGCCCUUAUGCGGGCAUGUACGUGUCCAUCUACGAGAUGCUGAAGAAGAGGCUGGCACUUUUGGCGUCUGGUGGUAGCCAGUCUUCCUCCUCCUCCGCCGAGGGGACAAAGGCCAUGAGCGCGUCGGUCGCCAGCUCCGUCAACUUUGCGUCGGCCAUCUCCGCAGGCGCCGCGUGCUCGGCCAUAUCCAACCCCAUCGACGUCUGCAAGACGCGCAUCCAGCUCCAGCCCCAGCGGUACCGGAACCUGUUCCACGCCGGCUACCGGAUGGUGGUGGAGGAGGGCUUCCGCUCGCUAUGGCGCGGCCUGGCCCUCCGGAUGAGCCGCAAGGCGCUGAGCUCCGCGCUUUCGUGGACGAUAUACGAGGAGCUCAUACGCAGCAACAAGCAUACGGACUACAUAAACAAGAAAAAAACAUGA
Trichoderma citrinoviride is the source of this 981-nucleotide messenger RNA. Its product is annotated as mitochondrial carrier. The record is from RefSeq and is a predicted model, not a curated record. Gene Ontology annotation, cellular component: mitochondrial inner membrane; mitochondrion. Gene Ontology annotation, biological process: glycine import into mitochondrion. Lineage: Eukaryota; Fungi; Ascomycota; Sordariomycetes; Hypocreales; Hypocreaceae. Bases 1 to 981 code for a protein of 326 amino acids. The transcript is spliced from 3 exons. Gene Ontology annotation, molecular function: glycine transmembrane transporter activity.